AUGUUGUUUUUUGCUUCGACUACUACUAUCAAACUCGAAUUCAUUCGAGAUGAACUAAAUAUCGAAUGGCUUUCUCUCGACAUUCACUCCGACGUUACCACUCCUCCUGAACAUGACAAAAAUCUGCAUAAAUCACAAAAGAAAAUCGAUCGAAAUUCAAUUAUCAGCAAUGGUUCUUUAUCGUUACCUCAGACAAGUUAUGAACGAUUACAUAAAAACGAACAAGAAGUAUGCAAAUCAUUGAAUUAUCUCGAUCAAGUCUUGACACAUAACAAACUUGAAAUUCUUCCGAGCAUCGUUACAUCGCUAAUUGAGAAUAUUUUCGAUAUUGAAAGUGUAUUGAAAGGUAUAUUCGAACGUGAAUCUGCCUCAUUCAGAGCACAUCUACUGAAUGACGUCUAUUCUCUCCUCGCAGAUCUAAUCGACUGGUCUGAUCGAUUCCUUCUAGCCAAAUCAAUAAAUCCCGAUGAAAAAUACAAAAAACUAACUCGUGAUCUUAUCCAAGCGAUCAAAAAUUGCAUUUUAUUUGCUAAUGAUGCAUCCUCAAUUCAAAGCGUAGAGACACGUUCUGGUUCGAUACAAAGUUUUCACUCAUCGAACAGUUAUAAUGAUGAAUCUGCACCUGUCCUUCCUCCAAAACGCGAUAAAUCCUCGAUCAAUUCUUCCACGACCAUUGUCUCCAAUCGAAUACGACCUAACGGUAGUACGAAUUCCGUUCCGAGAAAGAUCCGCCCAGAUAAAGAUAACGAUCAAUGUAUACAACUUAUUGUCGAUGAUAUCAAUCAGAUCGUCGAGAAAUAUACACGUGAAUUAGAUGAUGCGAUACGUACGAAAACAACGGCUCGUUCCCCUUCAGCUGAACAAUUAUUCGAUCAGAAUUGUUCGAUAACAAUGACAGCACCAUGUCAUCAACAUCCUCAAAAUGCUGACACAUUAUACGAAACUCAAGUUUCGAAAAUCACCAAAAGCACAGUAACGAAAACGACCGUUAAAAAUGGCCAUGAGAUCAUUGAUCAAAAACAAUCGUGUCAGCUUUAUAACGAAACCGAUUGUUCGAUUCAGUCACCCAAUGGAAAUUUCCAAACACAAAAAUUUACAUUCAUCAAUCGAGAAAAGAUCAACAACGAAGACGAACAGCAGAAAUCAUUCGUUACAUCUCAAAAUCGACAGCUAAAUCUUGUCAAAACCGAAGACAGUAGUAAUGAACCACCACCGUUACCGCCCAAACGAAAGACAGCUCGAGCGUACAUGUCCCUGUUUGAUCGGUAUGAUCAACAUGUCGCGGAAAAUUUCCUUCGUGAUACGUGUUCUGUGCCAACGCCUCAACGCCGAUUUGAAGAUUUAUUCGAACAAAUGCAAGAACACUUCCAACAGAUGCAAAUCUUUCCCAAUUUGGAUGAAUCGCUGAGAAUAAAACUAAAAAACACUGACAAAUCCAAUGACUCCCUCAAAGACAUGGACGAAUCGUUCACAUGUAAAAAUCCAUUGAAAAUUGACUAUCAGAGUGACCUUUUCCUGGAAAAUAUAUCCCAUUUACUUGUCUUUAAUCUGAACGAAAAUCCGUCAUUACGCGGUGGUUCUGUCGAUGCGUUGAUCAUCCGAGCAACAUCUCCCGAUAAAAAAGAUUUCGUUUAUCAAGAAGCGUUUCUAACUACAUAUCGUACAUUUGUCUCUCCGAGUGAUUUAGUUGAAAAAUUAAUUCAACGUUAUACGUUCUUUUCGCAAUUUGAAACGAAGAAAAAGAUAUCGCGAUAUGCGUUUUCACUUCUCAUUCGAGUCAUCGAUGAAAUCGAUAAUGAACUAACGGAAGAUUUAAUGGAAUCUCUUUCGAAUUUUGUUACGAAUUUAAUUCGUCAAGGUGAACUUCAGCUAGGGAAACUUCUACGACGGAAAUCUCUCGAACGUUUUACAAGAUUCCCGCCAUCCUCUGAACAAACUCCGCAAGAUAUUCUCGUUAUACAAAACUCAAUUUCUUCCAAACGAGCGACGUUACUUGAUUUUCACGCCAGUGAUAUUAGUGAACAAUUAACUCUACUGGAUUCAGAAUUAUUUCUCAAAAUCCAACUAUCCGAAAUCUUAUACAUGUCAAUUGAAAAAGGAGAAGAAUAUUCACCGAAUUUAGCCGCUUUCACCGAACAUUUCAACAAUAUCUCCUACUGGGUCCGAUCACGAAUCCUCGAACAAAACUCGCAGAAACAACGUGAAGUUCAUUUUGAAAAGUUCUUGAAAAUAUUAAAACAUCUACGGCGAUUAAAUAACUUCAACUCAUAUCUGGCCAUACUCUCCGCUUUGGAUUGUGGCCCAUUAAAACGAUUGCAUUGGUCGAAGAGUAUUAUUGACUCAAUAUCGGAACACGCUGGACUUAUUGACAGCACUGGAUCAUUUAAAAACUACCGGGAAGCAUUGAAUGCAUCGGUUGGACAACCGUGUAUACCUUAUAUUGGAUUGAUCCUGUCGGAUUUAACCUUUGUCCAUAUUGGUAAUACGGAUUAUUUACCGGAUGGUCGAACAGUUAAUUUUUGGAAACGGUGGCAACAAUUUACAAUUUUACAUAAACUUCGUUACUGUCGAAAAUGGGAACAUAAAUUCAUUCGUAAUGAUCGUAUAUUGUAUUUUUUUAAUAACUUCGAUGAUUAUAUGAAUGAAGAUGCACAAUGGAUCCAAUCGGAGAAAAUCAAGCCCCGACAAAAAUCUAAUCCAUAUGCUUAG
Molecule: messenger RNA, 2709 nt
Organism: Adineta ricciae
Lineage: Eukaryota; Metazoa; Rotifera; Eurotatoria; Adinetida; Adinetidae
Source: the annotation of a GenBank genome assembly